Molecule: messenger RNA, 657 nt
Organism: Blepharisma stoltei
Lineage: Eukaryota; Ciliophora; Heterotrichea; Heterotrichida; Blepharismidae
Source: the annotation of a GenBank genome assembly
AUGGAUUCAAUUAAACAAAAAUUUUACUAUAAACUUGUCUUACUUAACAAAUCCAAAUAUUAUACCAUAUCUGAAAAACCUCAAGAAUUAGUGAUGGGUGAUACAACUGAACAAAAUUUACUUCAAAGCUCUUUAGUAUAUGUCUAUAGAACCCAAGAGCUUGCGCUUUCAAAUGAAAUGUAAAUUUAAUUCAGACGCGUAAAAGAUCCUAAAACUCAUUUAAGCCCAAAAACUGUUAUAAAAAUAAUGUGCUGAGGAGAUUCCAAAGAAGAAGACCCAAAAUAUGCAUUUAGUUUUAUGUGUCCUAUAUUGGAUGUAGGAUUUCCGUUUAAACCCCAAAAACCAAUCAGAGACGUUUCUCGACGCUCGAAAAUUAUCCCUCCAAAAGAGCUUCGAAGCUUACCUUAUUGAAGAGACAUAACUCCUUGCAGAUAUGGGCUUCGAAAGCUCCCAUCUCCCAAGCUCUCAGUAAGAAGCAUUUCUCACAUAAAUUGACGAGUCAAAAGCAGCCGAGCGUAUGAAAAGCUGCGAAAAAUGGAAGAAGAAACUGAAAAAUUGGAAAAAGAAAUCUCGGAAAUUGAGAAAUUUGCCGAUCUUCUUGACUUAGAAAAUGAUGAUUUUUUAAAAGAUUCUGCUAUAAAUGAGAGUAUAAAAUAA